Messenger RNA from Trichomonas vaginalis G3, 564 nucleotides. Its product is annotated as phage tail repeat-like family. The transcript has a single exon. NCBI's taxonomy places the organism in Eukaryota, Parabasalia, Trichomonadida, Trichomonadidae. Bases 1 to 564 code for a protein of 187 amino acids. The record is from RefSeq and is a predicted model, not a curated record.
AUGACAGAUAUGACAUUGCCUCACCCAGCUCCAGCACCAUAUUAUUAUGACUAUGGAGAUGACGAGAGAACACCACAUGUAGAUGAACAAAAGCUAACAUUAUAUUUAGAUUAUUAUAGAUAUAAAAGAUAUAAUGCAAUAGAAAAAACGAGAAUAGUAUAUUAUUAUACAGAUGACAAAAAUAAAUAUUAUAGUCAAGAUUUUACCUACCCUGAAAACAUAAGAUUAUAUUAUAAAAAAUAUUCUGACACAAACCAGAAGAAACCUGAAAUAGUUGCACUAUAUUUUAAGUUCAAAAUAGACAAUCCUAUAAUAUCUCAUAUGUUUGAUUUAAUGAACCCAGUAGGUUCUAUUUAUACAUCUAUGGAUGCAAGAGGUCCUCAAGUAAUGUUUGGUGUUGGUGCAUGGGAACAAAUAGUCGACAGGUUUUUGUAUUGUGCAAACUCUUCAAAGGAAACAGGUGGAAGUAAAACGAUUUCAGGUGAAAAUUUACCUGCACACAGUCACUACAUAGAUUUAAGUACAUCUCAGGCAGGUUGGCAUAAGCAUAGAUAUUGGGAUUGA